Molecule: messenger RNA, 1120 nt
Organism: Raphanus sativus (radish)
Lineage: Eukaryota; Viridiplantae; Streptophyta; Magnoliopsida; Brassicales; Brassicaceae
Product: basic leucine zipper 43-like
Exons: 1
Coding region: 210-716 (168 amino acids)
Biological process (GO): regulation of DNA-templated transcription
Molecular function (GO): DNA-binding transcription factor activity
Source: RefSeq, a predicted model, not a curated record
GUUAAAUAGGAUUUUUGCAUAAUAUGCUCUACAAUAUACACACUAUCCAUAGAACCCACUUUUCCAUGAUGCAUUCCUUUUCUAUUUCUCCAACAUUAUAAAACCCUCCUACUCCCUCUUGCUUUAAACCAACUUCUUCCCACAAAAAUAAAUUAAUUAUACAAACUCUUUCAGAUUCAUCUUUCACUCUUAUAAACCAAAUAAAAUCAAUGAUUCCGGCGGGAAUCACCGCAUAUUGUCAAUAUUUAUCGCCGGAAAAUUUAGCAACACUUCCGGUGGAAUUCAACAUGAUAAACAUGCCGUCAUCUCCAACAUCUUCCUCUUCCUUAACAUACUUAAAUGAUCUCAUCAACAACAACUUCUCAUCAUCAUCCAACGGUCAAGAUCUCAUGAUGAGCAACAACUCAACUUCCGACGAAGAUCAUCAGCAUCAUCAUCAUCAGAGCAUCAUCGUACUCGACGAGAGGAAACAGAGGAGGAUGCUUUCAAACAGAGAAUCCGCUAGGAGGUCGAGGAUGAGGAAACAGAGACAUCUUGAUGAACUCUGGUCUCAGGUGAUAAGGCUUCGCAGUGAAAACAACUGUCUUAUUGAUAAGCUGAACCGUGUAUCGGAGACUCAAGAUAGCGUAUUGAAAGAGAACUCUAAACUCAAAGAAGAAGCUUCUGAACUCCGACAGCUUGUAUGUGAACUAAAAUCUAAUAAGAACAACGACUAAAACAACAACUUUGUAAGAGAGUUCUCGGAAUGAGAUUAUGGUUUGUGUUUUCUUUGUAUCAACAGAAAAAGAUCGAGGGGAUUUUGAGUUUUGGUUCUUUCUCGAAUAAAAAUAUAUUAGUAUAUUAUAUUGUAUGCAUAAGUAUAUAUACUGAAGUUAAAUAAUACUGACUUAGUUCUUGAGCAUAUAUAUUUCUGUUAUCUACUCUCUCUUCUUUGUAUAUCUUUAAUUUAUUAUGACUUGUGAGUAAUCAUAAUUAUAGACAUUCCGGGUAACGUAUUAAUAGUACAUUACAUAUCUGAUUAAUAACAUGCACAAUAUUACACAGCUCUGCAGAUUCGGAUUCUAAUUGAUUUAUAUAUUUCGCAUUUCCAUUAAUUUAUUUUUUUGUAAAUAACAAUAAU